Messenger RNA from Phycodurus eques (leafy seadragon), 9141 nucleotides. It is a transcript of the gene mpx, whose product is annotated as myeloid-specific peroxidase. The transcript has 17 exons. Gene Ontology annotation, biological process: response to oxidative stress. Gene Ontology annotation, molecular function: heme binding; peroxidase activity. Bases 6383 to 8719 code for a protein of 778 amino acids. The record is from RefSeq and is a predicted model, not a curated record. NCBI's taxonomy places the organism in Eukaryota, Metazoa, Chordata, Actinopteri, Syngnathiformes, Syngnathidae.
GUAUUCAGACCCUUUGCUGUGACACUCAUAUAUUUAACUUGGUGCUGUCCAUUUCUUCUGAUAAUCCUUAAGAUGGUUCUACACCUUCGUUGGAGUCCAGCUGUGUUUGAUUAUACUGAUUGGACUUGAUUAGGAAAGCCACACACCUGUCUAUAUAAGACCUUACAGCUCAUAGUGCAUGUCAGAGCAAAUGAGAAUCAUGAGGUCAAAGUAACUUCCUUAAGUGCUCAGAGACAGAAUUGUGGCAAGGCACAGAUCUGGCCGAGGUUACAAAAAACAUGUCUGCUGCACUUAAGGUUCCUAAGAGCACAGUGGCCUCCAUAAUCCUGAAAUGGAAGACGUUUGGGACGAUCAGAACCCUUCCUAGAGCUGGCCGUACGGCCAAACUGAGCAAUUGGAGGAGAAGAGCCUUGGUGAGAGAGGUAAAGAAGAACCCAAAGAACACUGUGUCUGAGCUCCAGAGAUGCAGUUGGGAGAUGGGAGAAAGUUCAAGAAAGUCAACCAUCACUGCACGGAAGCCUCUCCUCAAUGCAAGACAGAUGAAAAGCCCGCAUGGAGUUUGCUAAAAAAAAAAAAACACCUGAAAGACUCCAAGAUGGUGAGAAAUAAGAUUGUCUGGUCUGAUGAGACCAAGAUAGAAAUUGUUGGCCUUAAUUCUAAGUGGCAUGUGUGGAGAAAACCGGACACUGUCCAAUACAGUCCCAACAGUGAAGCAUGGUGGUGGCAGCAUCAUGCUGUGGGUGUGGUUUUCAGCUGCAGGGACAGGGAGACUGGUUGCAAUCGAAGAAAAGAUUAAUGCGGCCAAGUACAGGGAUAUCCUGGACAAAAACCUUCUCCAGAGUGCUCAGAACCUCAGAGUGGGCAGAAGGGUCACCUUAAAAAAACACAAUGACUCUAAGCACACAGCUAAAAUAACGAAGCAGUGGCUUCAGAACAACUCUGUGACUGUUUUUGAAUGGCCCAGCCAGAGCCCUGACUUAAACCCAAUUGAGCAUCUCUGGAAAGACCUGAAAAUGGCUGCCCACCAACGUUCACCAUCCACCCUGACAGAACUGGAGAGGAUAUGCAAGGAGGAAUGGCAGAUGAUCCCCAAAUCCAGGUGUGAAAAACUGGUUGCAUCAUUCCAGAAAAAGACUCAUGGCUGUAUUAGCUCAAAAGGGUGCUUCUACUAAAUACUCAGCAAAGGGUCUGAACACUUAUGGCUGUGAUAUUUCAGUUUUUCUUUUUUUAAUAAAUCUGCAAAAAUGUCAACAAUUCUUUUUUUUUCCUGUUAACAUGUGGUCUUCUGUGUACAUUAAUGUGGAAAAAAUGAUUUUAGCAAAUGGCUGCAAUAUAGAAAAGAGUAAGGUGGUCUGAAUACAUUCCGUACCCACUGUACAACUGGGUAAAAAGCUAAAGAAAAGUAGCGGCACCAAUUUCUAUAUAAGUGGAAUAGCUGUACUCUGUGAAGAUCCUUUCUUGCUGUCCCUCAUGGAUGGAGGAGCUUUUACCCUCCUGAUUUUCUGCCAAGUCUUCCUUUACUGUUUUACCAGCUGUGAUGUUGAGACUUAAUGGGUUUAUUGUGCUGCUUCCUUAUUAUGUACAGGAAAAUGAGUGAUUAAGUACAGUAUGAGAAAAAACUUUGCUGAGCAAUGUCCAAACCCACUGUAUUCUCCGGUACAUAUAAUUGAACUUUGAGUCGCUGAUGCUCACUGGGUCACUUAUUAUUUGCUUUUACGCUUUUGAAUAGACUUUACACCGAUUUUAUCGGCCUUAUCGGUAUCGGCCAAUAAUUAGCAUUUUAUGUUGAUCAUCUGAUCGGCUUUAAUGUCAUAAUUCGCCGGUCCGAUCAAUGACGUCAUUGAUCGGCUCCGCAAAAGACAUUUAUUCCGCGUCGCCAUCCUGCACAGUAUAUUUAAAUCCAAAACCUAGUUUAUUUUUAGCCUUGUCGCAUGUCUUUUGGCGUAGUCCUGUAAAUGUCUGACGGUCAAUGAAGUUAUUUUAAAAAAAAUAAACAUGUCGGCGGUGUGGAACAGACAACAAGUCUGAGACAGACAGCACAUAAUGCCCGGAUCAGACUACAAGACAAAUUUGCUCUUUCACGAUUGCACUAUGUCAGACUACUGCAAUAAAUUCUUGUAUUCCGAUACCACCGCAUCCCAUUUUUUCCGAUCACUGGGCUUCAUCGUGUCAACGCAAACGCGACCGGAUACACUCGUUACCAUGGCGACGACAACAAUAAUGGAUCGCACAGUGUGUUUGUAAGAACAAAAUGGGGAAAACCGUGUGUUUGUGGUCACCGGUGCUCAGGAGAGGACGUUCAUUUAAGGCUUGCUUCAGGUAUGUUCACGUACAUUUAAUACGAUACGGCUCGCAAGCAGGCAACAAAAACGUUAUGUAGCCUUGCAAACUAGUGCUAGCACAAACGGUUGUACGCAAACAUGCCGCCAUUCUGUCGACUCAUGCUCUAAAGUUUCGGUGUGGGUGAAGUAAUUUAAUUAAAAAUAAAGUCAUUUAAUUAGCACCCAUUAUUUCUAUCAUGUUGUAAUGUUGGUUUGACCUGACUGAUUAGAAUACAUGACCUGACGAGAGCAGUGAUUUCCAACCUUUAUGGUGCCAAGGAACAUAUUUUACAAUUGAAAAAUCUCACGGCACACCAACAAACAAAAAUGUCACAAAAAGUGGAUACAUUAAUUACUGUAUUUACUUCCUGCAAUCUAAUAGAAGACCAUUCAUUUGUUCUGUCUGUCACUAUGCCUCACUGGCAUAAAUAGAUUAUUUAUUGUAAAUAUAAUGUUUUGAGCAAUUAAGUACACAAGUAUAUACAGUAAAUGAACAGGUCAUUUAAAUAGACACAUUCCUCCAUCAUGUGAUCGGUUAUCGUUUUUUUUAAACUCGCUGAUUGGUGAUCGGCCCCAAAAAUCAUGAUAGUGGAAAGCCUACUUUUGACAGUAAAAACUGUAAAACAUUGCUUCUCUUUCCCAACAAUGACCAAUGAGGUGUCUUGCUAACAGAGCCACUGGUGAAAUGAGAACCAUUGCUACAUCCCUAAGGGUUGACCAACAACAUUUCAACCAAUGCUGCACAUUUCUGCUUUUUGAGGUCCCCUAAACGGGAACUCAACUGGCUUCGUACAACUCUCUGGGAUGUUGCAAACAAUGAUGUGCACAAUACUACAAUGUACUUAUUUUAGUGAGUGUUUUAGAGAGAUCUGUCUUUUGGUAAGGAAGCCAUUAAUAGUGGAUCUAUGGAGAAGGUAGAUUUGCACACAUCCAGCCUGUUCAUGACACAAGUCACUAUAUUGUAGAUACAGGUGCAUAUCAAUGAAUGUAAUGAUUUGGUAAACUAAAUUUAUUUCUGUAGCUCAAAAAUUGAAACUCAUACAUUACAUACAAGUAACAAACAAGGCACACCGUCGGACAAGGACACUGUGGAUGAGGUGGGAAUUAAAAAUACAGUAGUAGGUAUGUUAAACAGCAGUGGCGGUCCCCUCCAAGUGGUCCACAUAAAGAGAUGAAAGUCUCCUUUUUCCCAUCAGGAAAAGUAUGCCUCAUUAGUUUACAACCCCAAUUCCAAUGAAGUUGGGACGUUGUGUUAAACAUAAAUAAAAACAGAAUACAAUGAUUUGCAAAUCAUGUUCAACCUAUAUUUAAUUGAAUACACAACAAAGACAAGAUAUUUAAUGUUCAAACUGAUAAACUUGAUUGUUUUUGGCAAAUAAUCAUUAACUUAGAAUUUUAUGGCUGCAACACGUUCCAAAAAAGAUCGGACAGGUGGCAAAAAAGACUGAGAAAGUUGAGGAAUGCUCAUCAAACAUCUGUUUGGAACAUCCCACAGGUGCACAGGCUAAUUGGGAACAGUUGGGUGCCAUGAUUGGGUAUAAAAGGAGGUUCCCUGAAUUGCUCAGUGAUUCACAAGCAAAGAUGGGGUGAAGUUCACCUGUUUUUAAACAAGGGCGUGAGAAAAUAGUCGAAGUUUAAGGACAAUGUUCCUCAACGUACAAUUGCAAAGAAUCUAGGGAUUUCAUCAUCUAAAGUCCAUAAUAUCUUCAAAAGGUUCAGAGAAUCUGGAGAAAUCACUGCAUAUAAGCGGCAAGACCGAAAACCAACAUUUAAUGCCCGUGACCUUCGAUCCCUCAGGCGGCAAUGCAUCAAAAACCGACAUCAAUGUGUAAAGGAUAUCACCACAUGGGCUCAGGAACACUUCAGAAAACCAAUGUCAGUAAACACAGUUCAGCGCUACAUCCAUAAGUGCAACUUAACACUCUACUAUGCAAAGCAAAAGCCAUUUAUCAACAACACCCAGAAACGACGCCGACUUCUCGAGCUCAUCUAAGAUGGACUGAUGAAAAGUGUUCUGUGGUCCGACGAGUUCGCAUUUCAAAUUUUUCCAUUUUCUGAGCCGCUUAUCCUCACAAGGGUCACGGGAGUGCUGGGGCCUAUCCCAGCUAUCUUCGGGCAGGAGGCGGGGUACACCCUGAACUGGUUGCCAGCCAAUCGCAGGGCACAUGUAAACAAACAACCAUUCGCACUCCAAUUCACACCUACGGGCAAUUUAGAGUCUUCAAUGAACCUACCAUGCAUGUUUUUGGGAUGUGGGAGGAAACCGGAGUGCCCGGAGAAAACCCACACAGGCACGGGGAGAACAUGCAAACUCCACACAGGCGGGGCCGGGAUCUGAACCCUGGUCGUCAGAACUGUGAGGCAGAACUGUGUGGACUUGGAGAAGGCGUUCGACCGUGUCCUGUGGGGGGUGCUUCGGGAGUAUGGGGUACCGAACCCCUUGAUACGGGCUGUUUGGUCCCUGUACGACCGGAGUCAGAGUUUGGUCCGCAUAUCCGGCAGUAAAUCGGACUCGUUUCUGGUGAGGGUUGGACUCCGCCAAGGCUGCCCUUUGUCUCCGAUUCUGUUCAUAACUUUUAUGGACAGAAUUUCUAGACACAGCCGAGGCGUAGAGUGAUGUCCGGUUUGGUGGCGUCAGUAUUGCAUCUCUGCUUUUUGCAGAUGAUGUGGUUCUGUUGGCUUCAUCGAGCUGUGACCUCCAACUCUAACUGGAGCAGUUCGCAGCUAAGUGUGUAGCGGCUGGGAUGAGAAUCAGCACCUCCAAAUCUGAGACCAUGUUCCUUAGUCGGAAAAGGGUGGCAUGCCCUCUCCAAGUAGGCGAUGAGAUCCUGCCCCAAGUGCAGGAGUUCAAGUACCUUGGGGUCUUGUUCAAGAGUGAGGGAAGAAUGGAACGGGAGAUCGACAGGCGGAUCGGUGCAGCGUCUGCAGUGAUGCGGACUUUGUAUCGAUCCGUUGUGAUAAAGAAGGAGCUAAGCCGAUAGGCGAAGCUCUCAAAUUACCGGUCGAUCUACGUUCUUACCCUCACCUAUGGUCACGAGCUGUGGGUCGUGACCGAAAGAACAAGAUCCCGGAUACAAGCGGCUGAAAUGAGUUUCCUCCGCAGGGUGUCCAGGCUCUCCCUUAGAGAUAAGUUGAAAAGCUCAGUCAUCCGGGAGGAUCUCAGAGUCGAGCCGUUGCUCCUCCACAUCGAGAAGAGCCAGAUGAGGUGGUUGGGGCAUCUGAUUUGGAUGCCUCCCGUACGCCUCCGGCACGGGGAGAACAUGCAAACUCCACACAGGCGGGGUCGGCGAUUGAACCCCGUACCUCAGAACUGUGAAGCAGACGCUCUCACCAGUCGCCCACCGUGCCGCCCGUGAUGAACUAAAAUUAUUAAAAUUGAAUAAAUGAAGCAAACAAAUUUUAUAGGGUUGCCAAAUGUGGUCAGAAAAUAAAAUCAGAUCAAGGCAUAGUUAACAUAUUUAGUAACUUGAACUUGAGUCCAAAUGGCAACACAAUAAGGCAGUACAACCAUGUCAUUAUGAUAGUAUGAAUAAAGUCAAAUAAAUAAAACCACAUUAUUCUUAUGAAUUAGACAAUAUUUAAACAAAUAAAACUGAAGUUAAUGUUCAACAAUAUUUCGUUCAUAAAUAUAUUUUCACUAUUAAAUUAAAAACCAUGUAUUUCUUUUUUCUUUUCAUCCUAAACACCAAUAAAAUUAUUUUCUGUUGUUAUUAAGAUCAAAACCCAAAUUUAUUUCUUAUUUAUUUGGGGAUACAGGCAGUGUUAUUACAUCAUGAGGGGUAAAUCUAUUACAUUUUUGAGAAUGCACUGUUUUACCUACACUGUUUUUGUGUGCGCUACAAGGCUGAAUAUGUGUGCCAUUACAAUAUCUAGUAACUUAGAGGUUAUAUUAACUCAUCUAAUCCAAUGCUGGUAAGACAACUACAACAAGGAACAAGGAAAUCAUGUCUGUUUCCUGACAAUCAUCGAGCAAUUCAAUGGGCGAGGCCUCCACAUGGCACAAAAUAUAAACAGAUGGCCCACAUCACUGCAGUGACACCAUUCAUGCUCUUCUGACAGAGAUGCUUUUUCCGGUCUUCCUCGUGCUGAGCGUCUGCCUAGUGCCUGCACACUUGGAACACACCGAACAUCUUGGUAGUUCUUUCCUUCAACAAUGCUUUGAAGAAGCCAAACAUAUUGUUGACAAUGCCUACACAUACUCCAGAGCAGAGAGUCUUAGACGAGUCCGCAACGAUGUGGUGAGUCCUCACGAUGCUCUGCGUCUGCUGAAGCAGCCUCGUGGGGACACUCGCUCCGCUGUGAGGGCUGCAGACUACAUGGCACAGACCUUGUACCUCGUGCAGGAGAGAGUGCACAACAUCCACAAACGCUCCCUCAAUGCAACAGAUUUGCUCUCUGCGGAGGAUCUGGAGAGACUGAGCAUGAUAACGGGUUGUGCCGCUCAAGUCAGACCUCCGCCCUGUAGCAGCACGCAAAACCUCGACAAGUAUCGCACUGCUACAAGCGUUUGCAACAACCGACAAAACCCCCGCCGAGGAGCCUCAAACACUCCCUUCACCCGCUGGCUUCCUGCUGAGUACGAUGAUGGCAUCUCGCAACCUAAAGGGUGGCACCCCAACCGAACAUUCAACAACUUCAUGCUUCCACUGGUUCGCGAGGUGUCCAAUAAUAUCCUGAGCACGACGGAUGCGGGCGUGGUCAGUGAUGGGGAGUUCUCACACAUGGUGACCUUAUUUGGUCAGUGGAACGAUCACGACAUCACUUUCACACCCUUCUCGCCCAGCAUCCGCUCCUUCAGCAACGGGAUCAACUGCGACGAAAGCUGUGAGCGCACUGAGCCGUGCAUCCCCAUCCCGAUUCCUCCCAACGACCCACGCUUGCAAAGCGGUCCUGACAGCUGCAUCCCCUCGUUCAGAUCCGCCCCCGUUUGCGGGACGGGAAAUUCGGCCUUCAACUUCGGAGGAGAAGCCAACAAGCGGGAGCAGAUAAAUGCACUGACCGCAUUCCUUGACUUGGGCCAAGUGUACGGCUCUGAGACUAAACUCGCUCUCAGCCUCCGCGACCUCAACAGUGAUGGCCUUAUGCGCGUCAAUUCCGAGUUUACUGACAACGGACAGGAGCUGCUGCCCUUUCACCCUCUGCCGGUCAACAUGUGUGCCACCCGCAGGCGGGUCACCAAUAACACCAACGCCAGAGAGGUUCCUUGUUUCAUUGCGGGUGACGUCCGUGUAGAUGAGAACGUUGCCCUCACUUCAAUUCACACUUUGUUCUUGCGUGAACACAACCGUCUAGCCCGUGGUCUGAAAAGACUGAACCCCCAAUGGGACAGUGAGACACUCUACCAAGAGGCCCGCAAGAUCAUGGGAGCUUAUUCACAGGUAUUUGUAAUCCGUGACUAUCUGCCGCACAUUGUGGGGGACGAUGCCAUGCGCAGGCUGCUGGGACCUUACCCCGGCUACAACCCCAAUGUGGACCCCAGGAUCUCCAAUGUCUUCGCCACAGCAGCCUACCGCUUCGCUCACUUGGCCAUCCAGCCUGUAUUCUCCCGCCUGGGCCCGGACUACAGAGAGGAUCGUCAGUUCCCCAGCAUCCCCUUGUUCAAAGCCUUCUUCACCCCCUGGAGAAUCAUCUUUGAGGGUGGCAUUGACUCGCUGCUGCGUGGUUUAGUAGGCCGACCUGCUAAAUUGAAUACUCAGGACCACAUGUUGGUGGACGCUCUGAGGGAGAGGCUUUUCCAGUUUGUGCUGGAACUGGCUCUAGACCUGGGAUCCCUGAACAUGCAGAGAGGGCGCGACCAUGGCUUGCCCGGCUACAACGCAUGGCGCAAAUUCUGUAACCUGUCUGAGCCCAGGAACCAGGCCGAGCUUGCUCACGUCCUGAACAACAGCGACCUGGCCCAGAGGCUGCUGCAACUCUAUGGGACGCCCGCCAACAUUGACGUCUGGCUGGGAGGCGUGGCCGAGCCCUUUGUCCGGGGCGGCCGUGUGGGCCCUCUGUUUGCCUGCAUCAUCGCCACCCAGUUCCAGAGGGUCCGCCAGGGUGACAGGUUGUGGUACGAGAACCCUGGUGUCUUCACUACGAGGCAGAGAGCUGCCUUGUCCACUGCCACCAUGUCCAGGAUCAUCUGUGACAACACAGGCAUCACGUCCAUCCCCAGUGAUGCCUUCAGGGUCAUAUCGAGUAGGAACCGGCUUGUACGUUGCAACAGAGUGCGACGCCUCAACCUGGCAGCGUGGAGAGAUAGGAGCUGUACAGAUUUCUUGGAAAAUGGUCACUGCCCUGAUCUCCCACCAGAACCCGAAGAUGAAGAAUUUCCAAAUGAGGAGGUACCUAACGAUGCGCUGGAUAACGAGCCUCCAAUGGAUGAUCUGGAUAACGAGCUUCCAGACCUGGUCUAAGGGAGCCCCAGCCACUCGGCAUCAUCAUUACCCAGUGCCUGUCUGCCCUCAUCGUCCUCUUGCGCCAAUUCAGUCAAGUCUCCACUUCAGGUUAUCUCCAAAGAGCAGAACCAUCGUCGCCAUCUUUCUCCACACCUGAAUACUGCCGGCGUGGAGUCAACGUUCUGUUCCAUGUGCAUCACUGUACCACGGUGUUCCACAGACACCAGCACUUUUUUUGCUGUCCUCCUUCAAACGUGCACACAGGCGGCUGACAAUGAUCAUGCAGCGACAUUUGUUAAACAUGUUCUUCUUUCUGUUACAGCAUACAAUUUGUCUUAGAUGUUGUUUGUAUUGUGAUGAUUAUUUAUGUAAUGAAGAAGUUUAGGCAUGCGCAAAGGCUUUUUAUGAUUCUCAUGUUUCUGUUCUGCACUCAAUAAAAA